AUGGACAAGGAUUUAAUGCUCACCGUCCUAAAAUCUGGCAAAACUGCUAAAGAGAUUUGGAAUCAUCUCAAGAAACUCUUUAAAGACAACAAAGGUAACCCCGCUGCGACUCUUGAACGUAAGUUUGUCAAUCUUAAGUUUAUUGAUUGCACUAGUAUUGAUCAUUACUGCGAUAAGCUUAAAUCCCUGUCCGAUCGAUUACUUGAUCUUGACUUUCCCAUGGAUGAUAAACGACUUGUGAUUCAACUUGUCAACGGCCUUCCGGAGGAAUACAACACGGUAGCCUCUUUUAUCCAACAAUCAAUGCCGGCGUUUGAUGUCGCUCGAUCCCAGCUGCGUACCGAAGAGAUUCGCCGCUCCCAACAACAAUCAAUGCCGACUUCUGCACCUACUGCUCUUGCCGCUGCAGCUCCACCCACAGACCGCAGCAACCAGCGCUCACAGCGUGGUGGUCAUGCCAGACGCGGUGGCCAUCGCUCCUCUGCUCCAGCCACCGAACCGCCCCUGCUGCCAACACCUCCGCAUCCCUACCAGCUCUACGGUGCACCCCAUCCAACGUACAACAUCCACUGUCCACCACAAUGGGCAGUGCCACCUUGUCCAUACCCUACAGCACCUCUGGCAACACCUUGGCAGCCACCUUCCAGCCGCGGUUCCUUCCAAGGCCGUGGCCGUACUGGUCAGUCACGCGGUCAAACCUCUGGCGUCGGACGUGCACAGGAAUAUCUAACUCCAUCCACGAAAUAUCUUCAACCCAGUGACAUUGCCGAAGCGUACAUCUCCAUGAGUUUAUACUCACCUGACGACGGUUUCUAUAUGGAUACCGGUGCAACAUCGCAUCUCACUGCGGAUUCAGGUACUUUGAAUACUGUUUUUAAUACUAGUAAUAUUCAUUCCAUCUUAGUUGGAAAUGGUCACAGUAUUCCAGUCACUGCCUCUGGAUUUGAAUUCGAGGAAGAUUCUCCUUCGAUGUAA
Messenger RNA from Papaver somniferum (opium poppy), 975 nucleotides. RefSeq lists its product as uncharacterized. Bases 1 to 975 code for a protein of 324 amino acids. Lineage: Eukaryota; Viridiplantae; Streptophyta; Magnoliopsida; Ranunculales; Papaveraceae. The record is from RefSeq and is a predicted model, not a curated record. The transcript has 2 exons.